Messenger RNA from Penaeus vannamei (Pacific white shrimp), 1278 nucleotides. NCBI's taxonomy places the organism in Eukaryota, Metazoa, Arthropoda, Malacostraca, Decapoda, Penaeidae. The record is from RefSeq and is a predicted model, not a curated record.
AUGGGUGAAUUAAUUGUCACAGGCCACAAAUCUCAACUGGAUGUCACUGGUUCUUCCAAAACUGCACUCCUCUCAGCAUAUGAUGAGUGCAAGACUGCCAAAACACAGUUAAUAGCGACCAACUUAUCUAGGACUGCCUCUUUAGAUAGAGACAAGUAUGUGAGCGUAAUCAGUGAGCGUGGUAGUAGAAGUUUAUCUGUGGAGCGGGCAGAAGCUAUAUUUUUAGAAAAAGAGAAUAGUGAUGGUGUUAUAAACAGCGGGCGUAGAAGGCCACCGCGAUGUCCCUCUUCGCAAGAGCCCAAGAGCCCCCAGGAGGUGUCCAAAGCCCUCAAGGAUGCUCUCACGGCACUCGAACGGUCUGACAAAAAGGCUGAAAAGGCACAAGAGGACACUAGCAAGAGCCUGACGCAGAUCAAGACGAUGCUGUAUGGCACCAGCGAUUCAGAGCCUCAGGAUAUUGUGUUAGCACAGCUUGCUCACGAGUUUUACAACAGCAAUAUGCUAGAUUCAGCAGGAGGUGCAAUUUUGAAUUUGGAUAUUUGGCUCACAUUCUAUUUAACCGUGGUUUGGCAUUGCAGAUAUGAACACCAAGACAUUGCUCUACACUGUGGCACUAUGCUGCGAGAGUGUGCCAGGUAUGAGGCUCUUACACGAAUUAUUCUGUACAGUGACGACUUCUAUAACUUUUUCAAGUAUGUGGAAGUGUCAACCUUUGACAUCGCAUCUGAUGCCUUUUCUACGUUUAAGGAACUCCUGACAAAACACAAGAUGUUGUGUGCAGAGUUCUUGGAACAGAAUUAUGACCGAGUGUUCACACAGUAUGAGCAUCUUCUAAACUCGGAGAAUUAUGUGACUCGUAGACAGUCACUCAAGUUACUUGGGGAACUUUUAUUAGACAGACAUAACUUUUCUGUGAUGAAGCGAUACAUCAGCAACCCCGAUAACUUGAAACUGAUGAUGAUAAUGUUAAAGGAGAAAUCCCGCAAUAUCCAGUUUGAAGCCUUCCACGUGUUUAAGGUCUUUGUAGCCAACCCCGACAAGCCCCGACCCAUCUUGGAAAUCCUCUUACGGAACCAGGACAAGCUUGUCGAGUUCUUGACGCGCUUCCACACAGACCGCUCCGAAGACGAGCAGUUCAAUGACGAGAAAGCUUAUUUAAUUAAGCAGAUUAAGGAACUGAAACCUCUUCCCCCCGGACCAGUAGUAAUAGUGAAACCUGAAGAAUUGAGUGGCAGCGAUGGAGUAGCUUGGGCAAAGUCUGGGCUGGCUGUUGAUUGA